AUGUCCAGCACUCUGAGCAUCAACUCAACUUUGAGCUUGCCGAAAUCGCAGUACAAGAUUCCACAAAUAGGUUUUGGGGUCUACCAAUCCCCUAAGGACGUUUGUGUUGCUUCCUGCAAAAAGGCCUUCGAAGCAGGGUACCGCCAUAUCGAUACAGCCCAGUACUACGCGAAUGAGGAGCAAGUCGGCCAAGCGCUUGCUGAAAGCGGGCUUCCUCGAAAGGAUGUAUACAUCACUUCCAAGAUUCUGAGCCCUGGCGAGGAUGUCGAGUCUACAUACAAGAAGAUCGCGGACAGUGUUGAGAAGCUUGCCGGGAAGGAUGGUUAUGCAGACCUGUUCCUCAUUCACAGCCCCAACGGAGGAAAAGAGGCUAGAAAGUUGAUGUGGCUCGCUCUGAAGCAGGCGCAGGAAAAGGGCAUAGUGCGAGACAUUGGCGUUAGUAACUACGGCAUCCAACACAUCGAUGAGAUUGCUUCCAUUGAUAGCAAGGCCAGCCUACCUGCUGUCAACCAGAUUGAGCUCCACCCCUGGUGCCAACAGCGCGAGGUUGUCGACUACUGCAAAUCCAAGAGCAUCGUUGUCGAGGCCUACUGCCCGAUCGUCCGUAACGAGAAAGCAAACGACGAAACUGUCGCUAGCAUUGCCAAGAAGCACAGCAAGGAACCAAACCAGGUUCUUAUCCGAUGGAGUCUACAAAAGGGUUUCGUUCCUCUUCCCAAGAGUGACACCCCAUCUCGCAUCGUUGGGAACGUAGAUCUUUACAGUUUUGAACUCGACAAGGAGGACAUGGCUAAACUGGACGGUCUGGACCAAGGAGCCAAGGGCGCUAUUGUUCAGGCAGUAACCAAUGCUUGA
Alternaria burnsii is the source of this 855-nucleotide messenger RNA. RefSeq names its product aldo keto reductase. The record is from RefSeq and is a predicted model, not a curated record. Bases 1 to 855 code for a protein of 284 amino acids. Gene Ontology annotation, molecular function: oxidoreductase activity. NCBI's taxonomy places the organism in Eukaryota, Fungi, Ascomycota, Dothideomycetes, Pleosporales, Pleosporaceae. The transcript is spliced from 2 exons.